CAAGGAACUGCCGCUGGUUACCGCUCCAGGCUGAGGUGAUACCACUACCUGAUCGUGCGCUCGAACUGAUACUCCUCUCUCCCCGUCACAUAGUCAGUAGACUCUCCCUGACUUCUCGUGGAUUAUUGACCCUCGUGACUAGGCUCGCGACGCAGUUAUUAGGCGGUAUGGCAGUUUGCCCGACCGAGAUGCGGUGAGUUCGGCAGCUUCGAACGGGGAUUCAAACGAAAUUCUCAGUGUUCCACCUCCGAUGUCAUGCCAUGCGUACUGACGACGAAGGGAGGAGGAUUUGUAGAAGCGAGCCUUUCUAACGUGUGUACAAUCAUUUUAGUCUUCAGUGAGUCGAGCUGACUCGGAAUAAAAUCCUUUCUCGACAGCUCUUGGCACAGAGAAGCGGGACUGACCAAAGUGUUCGUAUUCAUUCUAAUAUGUUGUGAAAAUACGUCAUGACUCUCGCUGGAAAAAAAACAAAUAAAACAUCAGAUAAUGCUUAUAAGAUAUACUAAGGAAAGCCAUGGACCCAGAAGCUAAUAGAUACGUGGAUCUAAGUCCAUACUGGGAGGUAGAAGAUGAGGAGUAUGAUUAUUGCGACUGUCCUGGCCCUCCUCCCCCUCCUCAGUUUGUGAUUCCUCCUCCACCACCACCUCCUUCUCUUCAGUUAUGCCGUGGAGAACAUUCAGACUUGCAGUAUUGCGAAGCGAAAGCUCUGGGGGCCGAGUACACCCACCCACACUUUCAUUCUCUCCCAGUCAUCGCCGUAGUAUCUUCAGUGGUGCUGGUUGCCAUUCUGGUUGCAUCUUUUCUUUUAUGGAAGCACAAGAAGAAGGUCCAGAACUUUCUUCCAUGCAAAAGUGACCACCAGAAUACUUGUGACAUCGGUAGUUCAAACGGAGUUACCUAUGAUGACGUGUUAAUCAACCACCACCCUACAAGACUACCCAAUCACCAUGGAAACGACACUCAAACGCUUACUCCCAUUGAGCUGUUAGACAUUAAGUUUGGGAGAUAUGGAGAUCAACAUAUGGCACCUGUGAGUCACACGAACUUCUCCUUCACGGGUAAAGAAGCUGGCAGCUUACGGUCCAAUAAGAGCAAGGAGCAGUUUAAUCCCGUCUAUGAAGAAGUUUCGGGGAAUUCAGAUGGCAAGGGCGGAAGUCGAAGCUGUGACUCGGACAUUGAUGAUAGUGAAGUGGAAGCACGUACUGUGGCUAGUGAAGAUGAGUUUGCUGAGGAUGAGUUGAGUUUGGGAGAAUAUCCCCACCAGCCUAGUCGUCCCUGUUCGGGAACUAGUAGUCUUCUAGGCUCUACAGGAGGAGAUCUUUGCCCUGAUGUGGGUUCUGCAUCAAGCGAUGGGGCAGGAAGCACCGAAAAUAAAGAACUCCAACGACUCUUCCGGCGGAAUCGGCAUGAUGGUUCUUCGGGACGAAAGCAUAGUUCUCAUUCUUUGGAGCGAAACAAGAAUGGACAUCCUAGUGAGGGAUUUGAGGCAAAACAGAAUUACUACAAAGGAAAAAAUAUGUUGGGACCAGACUUAGCUUACCCUGAUACCAAACGUGACAGCGGAACGGGUAUAGGCCUAACUCCUCGUCAGUUUGUUGGCCAUCAUAAUCCAUCUAGACAGUGUCUGCCCUGGAAGAACAUCACAUUUCCUCGUGGAACUACUAACCAAGGAGAAGGAAGAAUUCCUGGGCUGUACUUUACUGGGGCAGGGUCACCUGCUCAAAUAAGACCCCAAUCUCCACCACCUCCUCCAUAUCCGACUGAGUUAGGGACCGAAUCCCUGCCAUCCGUCUACAACCCUCAUACAGCACUACCAGCGACAACAACGAGACCUGGUCGUCUACCAGAAAACUUGCUGUCAGAACUAAACGAAAGAACGUGUAAAGCAAAACAGCCCGUGAACCACUCGGAAGUUCACAGUCACAGCGGUCACGUAUUUACAGUUGGCCCCGAAGACGCCUACCCCUUAGCAGAUGGGUAUGGGAACCAAGGGGCUACUGUUCCCUUAGAAUUUCGCACUUUCCAUCCAUCAAGCAGAAAGAGGCCCCCCACUCCUCCAAUUCGUGGAAAUGUUUACUCUUCUGUAGAGGAUGAAGGACUGUUUACAAUAGAUGGAAGUAGACAUCGUGGCAAUCCAACUAGUCGUGUGCCGAGCGAUCCUCGUCAAAGCUUCGCUAAGACUGACAAACGAACUGUGCCAAAAAACUCGAGCAAGUGUCAUAACAUUCCAGUAUCUCAAAAUGUAGAUGAAAAUGGACCUUAUGGUGAUAUUCAACCCGUGUUUGAUUCCAGGACCUUGUGUACGUGACGCAUGCCAGAAGAGUGACCAGUGUGACGUACACAGCAAGACUGAUAUCAACCUUGUGUGAUGUAGCGCUAAUGUUAUAGUUGUGAUUCUUGUCAUAAUAAUUUUUUUGAACAGGAAAUUCGCUUUCUGUAUACAGUUACCGGUACCCGUGUUCUUCAGUGACUCCCAGAAACUACCAUCGCUAUGGUUUGCAGAUAUAAACUGAACUAGUAUAAAGUGCAGUAGAAGAAAUCGAUCAAUGUCCCCUCUCACGUUCAGUACACUUGCCCAUCUGAUGGGGGGGGGGAGAACAUAAAAACAAAAUCUGUUACUGAACUGAAUGCUUUCAUGUAAGCAGAAAUCUCCCGACACUAUCAAGUUGCUUUUUCCGUAUAUCAUGCAACGUUUGCGUAGUCAGCACUGUGAUAAAUAAUUUCAUUGUAUGCUUAUGCCCAGAAGCAAGACAUCUUUGUUGUCUUUAGGACGGGUGCUGUAGUAGGAACGCUGGUGUACAGAUAAAUUUGGUUGUUGUAUAUGAUGUUACAUGUAUUUAAUAAGAUUCCUCCUUAAACGCUAGUUGCGAAGUAAGAUAACCUUACAAGCUAUUGUAUUUUUUUACAGAAACUGAUGCUCAAUUUUUGAAGUAGAAUUUUGAUCACUACACUAGUAUGUGGUGUGGAAAAAAUUGGUUAACAUCUGAAAUAAAUCAAUAUCAAUAGCUUUACCGGAGAUAAUAUACAAGAUUAAAAUCUGUAGUCAGCUGAAUUACUUAUAUUAUUUUAACGAGAACUUUGUGCAAACAUUAAUCAACUUGUGUAUAGAACUAUUGUGAAUAUUCUUCUGUUAUUACUAAAUAGAUAAAUGUUAAUAUAGGUUAUUAAAAUGAAAUAAUUAAGCAUUUUAUUUUCAGCGGGAGAUUCUUUCAGUUAAUAAUAUUAAAAUUUUAAACUUUCACUUAAAAUGAAUUUAAAUAAUGUUGUAACGAUUGUUUUCAUCCAGUUAAGUAUUUAGUUGAAUAUAGUUGUCUUUAAAAACUAAUGUACCUUCUAUUUUACUAAGACGUUCUUAAGGCCUAAGAAACUUGAUUUAAAAUUUCCUUCAUAAAAUGCAACUGAGAAUGAACAAAUCACUAACGUUGAUUUUGUAUAAUAUUUAUGAAAUAAUGAAAACAGCAGCUUAUUGUUUAAUUGGCAUGGUAUGUUCCUACGUCGGAAAAGGAGUCUGAUUGUUUUGGUUUAAAUAGUGACACGCAGUGGAUACUGGGUAGACUUGGAUUUAUUCAAGCAUCCGUUGAGAGUGGGUUCAUGAUCUACAUAUCACUGUUUACUCCAUAUUACCACGCUGGAAAAAAUAACAACAAUAAAUUUAGAAAACUGUAAUGUAUUUGAAAUGUGGCGUGUCUUUGUAAAUAAAAGUUCCUUAAAACUGUAUGUAUGUGAAAUUCUAAUAUUAUUAAACAUAAACUCAACUGGCAUCAAACCAAGUAGUAAUGUCGGCUAUAAUAAAUGCAUUGCAAUUUAGGCUACAUUAUCUAAUUUGGUGAAUAAACUUGUCCAGUGGAUUUUUCUUGAAGCUUUUAAACUUGUUCGUCUUAUUUCUUAUGCUUACUUGGGGAUCAUCAUUAUUU
This is a messenger RNA of Limulus polyphemus (Atlantic horseshoe crab), 3914 nucleotides long. RefSeq lists its product as uncharacterized. The transcript is spliced from 4 exons. NCBI's taxonomy places the organism in Eukaryota, Metazoa, Arthropoda, Merostomata, Xiphosura, Limulidae. The record is from RefSeq and is a predicted model, not a curated record. The coding region runs from base 515 to 2308 and encodes 597 amino acids.